CACCUUUUUCUGCCAUGACACACCCACCUGUCCUCCUCUUCCCGGCACCACCAGCUUGGGCACAUAUUCAUUGCCAUGGAGAAGGUUACGGAUAAGAUUAAUGCCUUGCCUGAGGGCGCUAACUACUUCUCACUGGAGUUCUUCCCUCCGAAAACAUCCAUGGGCUUUGCGAAUCUUCAAUCCCGCCUCGAGCGUAUGUCCCAGGCUCUGCGUCCGCUCUUCGUCACCGUGACUUGGGGUGCCGGCGGUUCGACAGCUGCCAAGUCCCUUGAACUUGCUGAAAUCUGCCAGCGUCAGUUGGGCUUGACGACAUGUCUGCACCUGACAUGCACCAACAUGAGCCGCUCGCUUAUCGAUGAAGCCCUCGAGCAGGCUAAGGUCUUAGGGAUUCGGAAUAUCUUGGCGCUACGCGGGGACGCACCCCGCAGUGAGGAAUAUCGCAACGAAGCGCAGUUGUUGGAGGGCGACUCCAACAAGGACUUCACGUGGGCCAUUGACUUGGUCCGCUAUAUACGGAAGCAGUACGGAGAUUACUUCUGCAUUGGUGUCGCGGCAUAUCCGGAAGGUCAUUCUGAUGAGUCAACCCCGAAUCCUGAACAUCAAGAUCCUUUAUUCGAUUUGCCGUAUCUAGUUGAUAAGACAAAGGCUGGUGCAGAUUUCAUUAUGACACAGCUAUUCUUCGAUGUCAAGGCUUUUGACACAUUUGAGAAAAUGUUGAGGGAGCAUGAGUCUGGCGUUUUCAAAACGAUACCCAUCAUCCCGGGUUUGAUGCCGAUCCAGAGCUACCAGAUAUUACGACGGACGACAAAGCUCAGUCAUGCCAAGCUGCCCACGGAUAUUUUGGGGAGGCUGGAUGCCGUCAAAAGCGACGACGAGUUGGUAAAACAGGUCGGAGUGCAAAUCUUGAGCGAAAUGGUUGAUCACAUCAAAAAGCGCCCUAGCGUAACACAGCGAGGCUUCCAUUUCUAUACGCUAAAUCUCGAAAAAGCCGUCUCCCACAUUGUCGAAAACACUCAUCUCAUCCCGCCAACGCUAAUCGAAGACGAUGAAGAAGCUAUUGCCUCCCUGACUCCUGGCAAUCCAUCCCCUCCAGACGGUGCCAUGAUGAAUCGUGAUCGUCGUCGCCUCUCAUCAAUUAACUCUAGCCCGCACAACCGUGUCAUCAUCUCACGACCUGCUAAAUCCAGCAACGUCAGCUUCGAGGCACCUGAAGAUGAGGCUGGCAUUCUCAAGGGCCCCAUCAGCACUAGAGCCAACACGCUCGCCAUCUCAGAGGGCGAAGGCUCGCUCGGCAGAGAAGCAACAUGGGACGACUUCCCCAACGGCCGCUGGGGCGACGCACGCUCUCCCGCAUUCGGCGAAAUAGAUGGUUACGGCCCAACUCUCCACGUGUCCACUCCCCAAGCUCUAAAACUAUGGGGCCAUCCUGUCGACAAAGCCGACAUCUCAACUAUCUUCCGUCGCCACAUCACCGGCGAACUCGACGCAAUCCCCUGGUCCGAACAAGGCCUAAGUCCAGAAACGAGCACCAUCAAAGACGAGCUCCUCGCACUAAACAACAAGGGCUGGUGGAGCGUAGCAUCUCAACCGGCUGUCAACGGGCUUAAAUCCUCCGACCCCGUGUUCGGCUGGGGUCCUCGCAACGGCUUCGUCUUCCAAAAACCCUUCGUGGAGUUCUUCCUCCCAACAUCCGACUGGGCAGUCCUGCAACCCCGCCUUGAAGCCCAAGAACAGAUCACAUACUUUGCGGGGAAUUCCCAGGGCGAGCUUGUGGGGAAUGGUGAGGGUAGUGUGAAUCCGGUUACGUGGGGCACGUUUGCGGGGAAGGAGAUUAUCACACCUACAAUUAUUGAGAGGGAGAGCUUUAGCAGUUGGAGGGAAGAGGCAUUUAGUAUUUGGAAGGAGUGGCAGAGGGUUUAUCCGCCCGUGAGUCCGUCGGCGAGGUUGUUGGGUGCAGUGAGAGAGGACGUUUGGUUAGUCAAUGUUAUUUGGGGAGAUUUUGUUAAGGGGAGGGAGUUGUGGGAGUUUUUGAUGGAUGUGCAGGGAGUUGCAGAGGGGAGGCAGUGUGUAUAGAGGCGGUUUGGAGUGAAUUGAGAUGCGGGGGGCUGGGGAAAGGGGUUGGGAUGAUGGUUGGGGAGAUUGUGAGCGUUUACACUAUUGGCAAGGCUCGUAUCCGCUCAUGUUCCAUUUCUAAAUUGGGCAGAUCUGAUUUGCAAGAGAUCGUCAUCAGGCCCAUCUCAUAUAGCUUUUAUUUAC
Molecule: messenger RNA, 2256 nt
Organism: Lindgomyces ingoldianus
Lineage: Eukaryota; Fungi; Ascomycota; Dothideomycetes; Pleosporales; Lindgomycetaceae
Product: methylenetetrahydrofolate reduct
Exons: 2
Coding region: 76-2073 (665 amino acids)
Biological process (GO): tetrahydrofolate interconversion
Cellular component (GO): cytosol
Molecular function (GO): FAD binding; methylenetetrahydrofolate reductase [NAD(P)H] activity
Source: RefSeq, a predicted model, not a curated record